CCUCUUUUUUCCCCUUUCUCUCCUUCCUCCUCCCUCUUAAACCACAGAGUCAAAUAGCUCUAAUAGAGAUGAAGCUUGAUAGAUCCGCCCAGGUGUAGGUGAAAUGGUAGAGCCUCGGGGGUAAUAGAUGCUGCUCUCGCAGGCUGAAGUUUAGUGCUCUGUCCAGACCGGCUCUCCCGCAGCACUGAGACCGGCUGCUCCUCCUCGCACAGUUACAAAGUCAACACGCUUCUUGCUGCUCACGUUUGUGCCUAAUCCAGAGGGCAACCUGGAGCUAGGUAGGAGCCGCUGAUCAGACCUCUGACUCCAGCUCAAGGACAAAGGACCGCAGAUGCAGCAAUUUUAAAGCACAAUCCAUGGGACAGCCUGUAAGGUGUCAAAGGGAAGAAUCACCAAAGCAUGCCUUCACUUCUUCAGGAACUUAAAAUGUCCUGGUCCUUAAAAUAACAAGUUUCACUGACGAAAUGUAUCUUGGGCAGUAAAAACGUGAAAGAGUUUCCAGAUUGUUUGAACUUCUCUGGCCGCACAAUACAGGAAGGAAAGCUGCAGCAGCUCAGGGACCUCCAGCGUCUGCAGCAUGGGCUGGUUCACUAGAAUUGCCUGUCUUUUCUGGGGUGUAUUACUUACAGCGAGAGCAAACUAUGCAAACGGAAGGAACAAUGUGCCAAGAUUGAAAUUAUCGUACAAAGAAAUGUUGGAAUCCAACAAUGUGAUCACCUUCAAUGGCUUGUCCAACAGCUCCAGUUAUCAUACUUUCCUUCUGGAUGAGGAGCGGAGUAGGCUGUAUGUUGGAGCAAAGGAUCAUAUAUUUUCGUUCAAUUUGGUGAAUAUUAAAGACUUUCAAAAGAUUGUGUGGCCAGUGUCUUAUACUAGGAGAGAUGAAUGCAAAUGGGCGGGGAAAGAUAUCCAGAAAGAAUGUGCUAAUUUCAUCAAGGUCCUUAAGGCUUACAAUCAGACUCACUUGUACGCCUGUGGAACUGGGGCUUUUCAUCCAAUUUGCACCUAUAUUGAAGUUGGACACCAUCCUGAGGACAACAUUUUUAAACUGCAUGACUCACAUUUUGAAAAUGGUCGUGGGAAGAGUCCUUAUGACCCCAAACUCCUGACAGCUUCUCUUCUAAUAGAUGGCGAGUUAUACUCUGGAACUGCUGCAGAUUUCAUGGGACGAGACUUUGCUAUCUUUAGAACACUAGGCCACCAUCACCCUAUCAGGACCGAGCAGCAUGACUCCCGGUGGCUCAAUGAUCCUAGAUUCAUCAGUGCCCAUCUCAUCCCAGAGAGUGACAACCCUGAAGAUGACAAAGUGUACUUUUUCUUCCGAGAAAAUGCCAUAGACGGAGAACAUUCUGGAAAAGCUACUCAUGCUAGAAUAGGUCAGAUAUGCAAGAAUGACUUUGGAGGACACAGAAGUCUUGUGAAUAAAUGGACGACGUUUCUGAAAGCACGCCUGAUUUGUUCAGUGCCGGGUCCAAACGGCAUUGACACCCAUUUUGAUGAAUUGCAGGAUGUAUUUCUAAUGAACUCCAAAGAUCCUAAAAAUCCAAUUGUCUACGGAGUGUUUACAACGUCAAGCAACAUAUUCAAGGGAUCUGCUGUGUGUAUGUACAGCAUGAGCGAUGUAAGAAGGGUGUUCCUUGGUCCAUAUGCUCACAGAGAUGGUCCCAACUAUCAGUGGGUACCUUAUCAAGGAAGAGUUCCCUACCCACGGCCGGGAACUUGUCCCAGUAAAACAUUUGGUGGAUUCGACUCCACAAAGGACCUUCCUGAUGACGUCAUAACCUUUGCAAGAAGUCAUCCAGCCAUGUAUAACCCAGUGUUCCCCAUUAAUAACCGCCCAAUAAUGAUCAAAACAGAUGUUAAUUAUCAGUUCACACAAAUAGUCGUGGACCGUGUGGAUGCAGAAGAUGGCCAGUAUGACGUCAUGUUCAUCGGGACAGAUGUUGGAACUGUUCUUAAAGUGGUUUCUGUCCCCAAGGAGACGUGGCAUGACUUAGAAGAGGUUCUUCUGGAAGAAAUGACAGUCUUCAGGGAACCAACAACAAUUUCAGCAAUGGAGCUCUCUACUAAACAGCAACAGCUGUACAUUGGUUCAACUGCUGGGGUCGCGCAGCUUCCUCUGCAUCGCUGUGACGUUUAUGGCAAAGCCUGUGCAGAAUGCUGCCUUGCCCGGGACCCCUACUGUGCGUGGGAUGGGUCAUCAUGCUCGCGCUAUUUUCCUACUGCAAAGAGACGCACAAGACGACAGGAUAUAAGAAACGGAGAUCCGCUGACGCACUGCUCGGACUUACAGCAUCACGAUAAUCACCAUGGGCACAGCCUUGAAGAGAGAAUCAUCUAUGGAGUAGAAAAUAGUAGCACGUUCUUGGAAUGCAGUCCAAAGUCCCAGAGAGCAUUGGUAUAUUGGCAGUUUCAGAAGAGAAAUGAAGAUCGAAAAGAAGAGGUCAGAGUGGGUGAUCACAUCAUCAGGACAGAACAAGGGCUCCUGCUCCGAAGUCUGCAAAAGAAGGAUUCGGGCAAUUACUUGUGUCACGCUGUAGAGCACGGAUUCAUGCAAACCCUUCUCAAGGUGACCCUGGAAGUCAUCGACACCGAACAUUUGGAAGAGCUGCUUCAUAAGGAUGAGGACGGAGACGGCUCUAAGACCAAAGAAGUGUCCAACAGCAUGACACCCAGCCAGAAGGUCUGGUACAGAGACUUCAUGCAGCUCCUCAACCACCCCAACCUAAACACGAUGGAUGAGUUCUGUGAACAAGUGUGGAAAAGGGACCGAAAGCACCGCCGGCAGAGGCCAGGACACUCUCAAGGGAACAGCAACAAGUGGAAGCACAUGCAGGAGAGCAAGAAAGGUAGAAACCGGAGGACCCACGAAUUUGAGAGGGCACCCAGAAGUGUCUGAGCCGCGCUGUCUCCCAAAACCUCAAACAAGUACAAACUUGCUUAGAUAAUAACUGGAAAAAAAAUGCAAUACACAUGAACAUUUUCACGGCACUGUGAGGAUGUUUACAAUGGUGGGAAGUUCAACUGGGUUCCACCGAUUUAAAUUAAGUCCAUGAGGAACUUUCCCAAAAGGCUUUCUUCAGAUUAUCAACACCUGACAGAGAUCUCAGGUGAGCCAGCGUAGAUACUCAAGCCAGCGGACUUACUGUUUCUUCUGAGGGUUCUUUUGCUUUCUUCUUUGCCUGAGAAAUAAAAAAUAAUAAUAAAAUCAAUAAAUAAAUAAAAAGUCACUUGCCGUAUUGCCAUUGAAAGGAGAAAAACUGCAUCAGCAAAGCCAUUUUACUGAAGCGAGGGUUGAAAAUGAACUGCAUGGAUUUAGUACGCAGACGAAUAUUCCAAAACGUGAUUGGAUUCAAGGAUGUUUUGUCUACCAGAGCUAGUGUUUGUAUGUACCGGAGGAGUUAAAUAAGGAAAAUGAAACUGAGUGAAAUAGUCUGUGGAAAUGUAAAAACGAACCACCCAUCAUCCAGAAGAGCAAUGGAACACACUGAUCUACUACUGACGUCUUCUUUCAGCUUUGAUCUAAAGAUGUAUUUUAUUAAAACUAUAAUUUAAAUGUACAAUGACAAAUAUGCAGUAAAAAGUAGCUGUUUUCUAAGCUAGAGUAGGUUUUUGUCUUGCAGUUAUGCUAUAUAAUUUGUUUUAAAAUUCCAACUGUGUGCUGCUUUUUUUUCACAUUUUUUUCAGUGUGUAAGAGUUAGUAUAUUACUUUAGUUACAUUAUUCAUCGUUAACUGUUAAUUAUUGACUCCAAGAUAUGAAUUAUGUUUUUCCCUUUGAGGAAGUCAAACAAAAAGUAUCACCCCUACUUUUAAAGGUAUUAUCUAAGUUAACUCUGACUUGCAUAAUGCUUUUAGCCAACCAAAAAUUUAAGACAGCACAAAAGAGAACAUGCAUUAGAUGCGUUCUGAAGGAUCAAGAAGAAAAAUAAAUAAAUAAAUAAAAGAACUGUGUACCUCAUGAAAAUAGCAUUGUCUUAACAUAGUAUUAAUAAAAUGUCUCUUCAUUCUGUGCUUGAAUAUUUUGCAUGAUCACUAAGACAUGGGACUCUCCUGAUUCCACAUUCCUUUAGGGAUUCUGCUAUCAUUCAUGUAAUGAUUUCUGAAAGAGAGAGAGAGAGAUCAGUGACAUUCAGAACGUGGUUUACCAACAAAAUGACACAUUUCUAAACCAUUUCUUUAUGGAUCAGCUAAAUUUGUCUCCACCCUAUAAAAUUUAAUUAUUUGCAUAAAGAACUUAAAUGUUUUCAACUCAAUGAGAGUGAAUUUAUAAACCGUUUUCAGAUCACACACCUCACUUAGGAAAUGCAAAUCUCUUUGUUUAAUGAGCAAAGUAUAACACAAAAUAAUUCAGAAAAUACCUCAUUUGUUGGUUGAAGAUGAUUUCCUGAGAAUCACUGAGUUAAAAACGGUUAAGACUUUCUGCAUUAUAAAACAUUUCAUUGGCACUACACUCAAACACUUCAAGAACCCCUCCUUAGGUCUUCCAGCAUGCACAGAAAUGCAAAGGAUGCAUCUUCUUGCUAAUUAAUGACGUGUCAUUGAUAUUUUAACUCUAGUUGUCUCAGGAUUCUAAUUAACUCAGCAUUAAUUUGUCACCUUAACUACACAAAAUUGUUAUUCCCUCUCUACUGAAAUAUGUCACAGAUGGAAGCUUCUGUUUCAGUUUUAAUUAUUAUUUAAAUAAACAAUUUGUUGAUACAUCUUUCAAAUAGCCUAAGAUUUUUCUACAUCCAAUUUUAGGCUUCUUUACUACCCUGGUGUUGUUUUUGGAAGUACAUCCUCAAAGGCAAGCUGAGUUGAUGAAUUAUUUGAAGAUCAAACUUCUGAACAGAGAAUAGUGUCAGAAAUAUUAAGUCAAAGAAAGAUGUGUGCUCCAAAUAAGCCAUCCUCUCAUUUUCAUAGGGUCUGAACUGUCCAAAAAUUUGAUGCUAUGUUUCAUUCUAAAUUUGCAGCUGAAACAAGUUUAUUUGCAAUUGCAUAACUCACCCAUUUUUUUUCUUAGCUCUUAACAAUAAAGAACAUAAAUGAAUGAAGACUGUAUGAUAACUUCAUGGAUGCCUUCCAAAAUCUGAAUGCAUUUUGUUUAGCACUAUGAAAUAGCAAUAGAAAAAAAAAACAUUUAGGUUAUGAUUAAAAGUGUUACAAACAAACAAAUAUAUUGACAUGUCUUGAUCAAUUAUCACAUCUAAGUUUUCAAAGAAAGUUAUUGAUGUAACUUGCAAAUAAAUAAAUCCUGUGACAGUCAUCAGCUGCCAGUGUAUAUUAAGAGAGGGCAGUCUGCAUGAAGAGGAAUGAAUGUCCCAUUUACUAAUUAAUUUAGAUGGACUUUGGCAUAUGCAUGCAUCAUCACAGGUGAGACCUGCUCAAGAAAUGCAUGUGACUUUAAGCAAAGUACCACAGCAGUCUUAAGAUACUUUCAAAAUGAAAAGAAAAGACACAUCACAAUGGAAAGAUCAGGCCCCACUGAUAGCAAUUGUAGAGUAUAAAUGCAUGCAGAUGCACACUUACUGCUUCUUUUAUGUAUGAUUUAGUGAUUUAUAAUGCUAUGUGUUCAAUAUUUUUGCUACCUACACGUUAGGCAAAGAGGUGUAAAUAAGUCUGAAAAGGUUAGGAAGAACAUUGUAAAAUACAAGCUUCUAUAAAUGUUCCAUUUCGCUGUGUUCAACGUCAUCCUUGAGUGCAAGAUUCCCCAUACAAGUGACAAGGUGGCUUAUGUACUACUUGAGGGCAGAGAGUGUGUGCCCCACCAUGAGCAUGCUUUUUGCCAGGUCGUAAAUGUUCCAUAUCUGUACUUAUCAUUGCAUUUCAGAUGGCAUCUAGAAAACUGGAGAGAAAAAUGUAAUGGUAUCGCUGCUGUAAAUUAUUCCUUUUUAGCAUGUAUUCAGUUGCUAAAUAUACAUUUCUUCAAAAUAUCUGAAUUCAGAUGUCUUUACUGUUCCCUGUGGCAUAUGGUAUUGAGGAGAGUGAGCUUCGGAACUUUCGAGAACCAGAGUCAGGGAGCUGCGUAAUUAGCUAACAGAUGUCUUCAUUGUAGUAAUGUGUAAACUGUAUACUAUAUUCAUAGUGAUGAUGUGAAUUUCUGUGCCCUUUAAAUUAAAUACUGUUCUCUUUAUGUCAUACCUGGAAAGAAAACACGGGGAUUAAAAUCAUAAUUGCAGAUCAUUACAGAUGCCAGACAAAAGGCAUAGGGCAAGCCUGUCCUGAAGCUCUUGGGAAAGCAUUGUGUCUAUGUGGAUUUAUUAGUGUAAUGUUUUCAAGCCUUUCUCUUAGGGGUUGCUUUUUGAAAUGCAAUUUUGAUUUACUGAAAGCCUUUCAGGGCUUUUGGCUUCAAAGACAUAUUUGACAAACCAUGACUUAACACUAUCAUGUAACAACAAGAUAGCUAUAGACUAGUCGAAUGCCAAAGAAUCCAUGCUUUUCAUUUUAACUUGGCAAUAAUUAUUUAAGGUCAAUGUUAAUGUUUGCAGUAUUUCUCUCCUUAAGGGAAAAAAAAAAAACAUUAUUUUCAAAAAUAAGCAAAUCCUAUUAUUUUGUUUUAUUUUUAAAACUUCCCUAUACUAGUUAAUUAAGGAAUCACACAUUUGUACAUUAACAAUUAAAGACAAACCCAAAAUCAAAAAGAGAAGGAUGAUGCAGAAAUGGGUUUUCUUAUAACUGGUCAACUAUCCUGAUCAACCUAACCAAAGAAAACUCUUACUUGUUCAUGUCAAACGCUCAAUGGCACAGACCCAGGCACAAAUAAAACCAAACCAAAGUGGGACGAUUUUUAAGUUAAGAUAUUGGGAGCCAGAUGGGACAGCACUGUCCUGUAAUCUCAAAAACGAGGAGGAGGCAAGAGGAUGGGGACUUGGAAGCCCACCAGGGCUAACUAAUGGGCCGCCACGUCAAAGAAACAACCAAACUACUAAAAAGGAAACAAAGAAUAUCUUUGAGACAAAAACUAGACUUCUCCCUGUUCACAUCUUGUGGACAGGUCAUGACUGUGAACUUGUGAGGGGUUGUGAUGCUGAGAAGAGGCGUGGCCCUAUUUUCACAGCGCAAGUUGUCAUUGCCACAUGUGAGAAGGCGUUUUCUCUCACAGCUAGCCUUGGACCACGGCCAUAAAGCCCCCUUAAAACUGUGCACUGCUCACGCUUUGCAUAGUGCACUUGCCAGCGUGGUGUGACUUACCUGCUACGCACAGAUAACUGAGAGCUCCUUCAAGGGAAGGGCUUUGUUAUGUUUGUGACGUGGUCUCUUGGAGCUCAGGCUGCCCUUGAAUUCACUAUGUAGCUGAGAGGAUGAUCUUGAAUUGGAUCAGCCUGACUCCACCUCCUGGGUGCUCCAGUUACAGACAGGCGUCACCACAGCUAGCAGGAUUUGUGUCCAGUUGGUUUUCCCUCUGCUGCCUUGUAUGAUGCCAGGUAAAAAUAGAGCUCAGCAAGUCAGUGCUGAGAGGAACCAGGUUGCGAUUUGCUAGGUGCCAAUUUUAAGAUCCGAACAUAAAUGCUGUUAUUUUGAAAUGAGAUGGGGGUGGGGGAUUAAAGCUUGAGGAGAGAUCUGAAGGGUUUCAGAGAGUAGGUGGCAUGUAAACUACAACUUGAACUAUCCAUUAGAUUUUCCUAGAAGAAGAAACAGAAACACCCCUGGGUAGAAGAAAUACAACUAAGGAACUAAGGAAGGAAGAAAGAAAAACUACUACUUUUUUUCCCAGAGAAGUAUUCCAAAUGAAUGGAGUGUGGUGUUUCUUACCAUAAAAAAAAAAAAAAAAUCAACCAAACAAA
Molecule: messenger RNA, 7761 nt
Organism: Meriones unguiculatus (Mongolian gerbil)
Lineage: Eukaryota; Metazoa; Chordata; Mammalia; Rodentia; Muridae
Gene: Sema3a
Product: semaphorin 3A
Exons: 20
Coding region: 578-2896 (772 amino acids)
Biological process (GO): motor neuron axon guidance; negative regulation of axon extension involved in axon guidance; negative chemotaxis
Molecular function (GO): semaphorin receptor binding; chemorepellent activity; neuropilin binding
Source: RefSeq, a predicted model, not a curated record